AUGGCUUCGAGAUCGGCUCUCGCAGUUUCGACAUUCUUGUGCCUGGCGGCCUUGGCUGCACUCAGCGCACAUGCAGCUGAUCCGGAGGAGAUCAGGGACUUCGCGCCGCCUGCCGACGGCGCCCCGCCGAACGCCAGUUACUUCACCUUCCCCGGCUUGCGCAAUAUCGACGUGAAGCAAGGCCAGUUCGCCAACGUUACCAACGUCAACGUGGUCAGCUUUCCGGCGCUGUCGGGAUUGGGCGUGGCCAACGCGCUCCUCGUCUAUCCUCCGGGCAGCGUCAACGUGCCUCACACUCACCCGCGCGGCACCGAGACCUUGUUCCUGCUGGAAGGGACUCUGGAAGUGGGUCUGAUCGACACCACGCUGCCUGUACCAGUUCUCUUCACCCAGACUCUCUACAAAAAUGACAUCUUCGUCUUUCCUCGUGGCCUCGUCCACUUCCAGAUCAACAAGAGCAAGUACGUCGUCAGAGCCUACGCCUCCUUCAGCAGCACCAAUCCCGGCCUCGUGUCCCUCCCGCGCACGCUGUUCGGAGUGCAUAUCGACCCCGAGGUGCUCACCAAGUCCUUCGAGGUGUCAUCCGAUAUCAUCGCCAAACUGUCAGCCGUUCAGCCGUAA
Molecule: messenger RNA, 621 nt
Organism: Marchantia polymorpha subsp. ruderalis
Lineage: Eukaryota; Viridiplantae; Streptophyta; Marchantiopsida; Marchantiales; Marchantiaceae
Source: the annotation of a GenBank genome assembly